Molecule: messenger RNA, 612 nt
Organism: Calliphora vicina (urban bluebottle blowfly)
Lineage: Eukaryota; Metazoa; Arthropoda; Insecta; Diptera; Calliphoridae
Exons: 1
Coding region: 1-612 (203 amino acids)
Source: RefSeq, a predicted model, not a curated record
AUGGAAAAGUCCAUAAAGGAACAACAGCAAAUGCCAAACAAUGAAAUGUUGUCGGGGCAACCGUGUAGCGGGGAGUCACGCCAAAACGUAGAAAAUAGUAUUUCCCCAAUAACAACUAAUAGUGUGGAAACAGAUUUAAAGCUAACACAACUGAAAGAAGCAACAAAACCAACAACCUGUGUAAAAUCCAUUAUGGAGCCGUCUAUAUCUAAACCAAAUUUAACCAGCCAAAACAAACAACGGCCCAAAACUGCACUCAAUCAUAACUCAAGUGGCUCAAAAUCUUUUAGAAACCCACAAUCGGCUCGUUCACCAACCUCUACAAACUGGAAGUCACCUUUUAGCUCCUUUAUAACAACAGGAAUACGCUCACGUUUACAUCAUCCACAACAAUCAUCAGAAUUUGCCUAUGAUCUGUCCCGAGAUGAACUCAAAUUUGCUGGCCGAUUUCGAGGUCCCAUGAAACCGGCACCAGAUGCUGAACGCCAGUUGCUAAAGAAUGGUCAAAGAAGGGAAUAUUUAACCCAAAGAUAUGAGCAUUCUCCGGUGGUUAAAUACAAUUAUCCGGAGGCUACUUCCUGGCGAAUUGGUUGGCUGCAGCAGCAGCGGUAA